CUAUCACUGAAUUGAAUGAAUUCUGAUAUUUUUAUAUGUUGGUUGUUCCAGAAAUAUGGCUACACACACCUUUCUGCUGGAGAACUUCUUCGUGAUGAAAGGAAGAAUCCAGAUUCACAGUAUGGUGAACUUAUUGAAAAGUACAUUAAAGAAGGAAAGAUUGUGCCGGUUGAGAUAACCAUCAGUUUAUUAAAGAGGGAAAUGGACCAAACAAUGGCUGCCAAUGCUCAGAAGAAUAAAUUCUUGAUUGAUGGAUUUCCAAGAAAUCAAGAUAACCUUCAAGGUUGGAACAAGACCAUGGAUGGGAAGGCAGAUGUAUCUUUUGUUCUGUUUUUUGACUGUAAUAAUGAGAUCUGUAUUGAACGAUGUCUUGAAAGGGGAAAAAGCAGUGGUAGAAGUGACGACAACAGAGAGAGCCUGGAAAAGAGAAUUCAGACGUAUCUUCAGUCAACAAAACCAAUUAUUGACUUAUAUGAAGAAAUGGGGAAAGUCAAGAAAAUAGAUGCUUCUAGGUCUGUUGAUGAAGUUUUUGGUGAAGUUGUGAAGAUUUUUGACAAAGAAGGCUAACUAACCGUGAAAAAAUAUCUUUAAAUCAUGCUUGAAUAUUGCUUUAUAGCUGCUAUCACAGCCCCCUUUUAAGGCAAUUUUAAUCUUUCAAAAUUACAUCUCAAUUAAUGUCUAGAAAUAUAUAGUAAGACAAAUUAUGUGUUAUUUUUAAUUUGUGGUCACAGUACACAGUAAAUUCAGGUUUGAUCAUCUUAGGCAUUAUAGUGCUCACCAAAUGAAGAAGGGUUUCAGCUAGUUGUUGUUUGUGUUACAAGACUGUCCCUUUUCUGUUUGUGCCUUCUGUGAGCAAAAUUGUUUAGUAUGCAUGUAUAUCCCUUUUGUAAUUGCACCGUGUUAGGAUUUGGAAAUUCUUUUGCUGCACAUUUAAGAUUUCCAACCUGUUAAGUGAAUCUGUGGACCAAAUUUAAAGGAACUUUAUGUCUAGUCAGUUCUUGCACAAGAUAUUUAGUAAACGAACUCACAAAAUGGAUUCCUUAGCAAUGUUCUAGUAUUUAUCAAAUGACUGACCAUUUUCUGUCAAAAGUUAAAACUUAGGCAUUGAUUUAUUACAGCGUAUGCAAAGUUGUAUGACAGGGCAUAGUCUUUGCUUUCAAGGUUUGAGUCGGGACGGGGCUUCAGAGCCUGACAAGAUUGCCAGCUUUCUUCUGACAUAAUCUAUGGGGCAGGGAAAUGACUUGUGUUCCUAUGCUCUGUGACAUAGGACUAGUCAUCACUUAAUUGAUGUUAACACGGUUCUUAGUAGCAGACCCCGACAUGCAUGUGCUAGUUUAUGUUGAUAUGAUUCAUUCUUAUUUUAAUAAUACUUCAGGGUUUUUUUGUUUUGUUUCUUAGACUAAAUACAAAGUUAGAAUAAAUUAGGAAAAGCAAUCUAAUAGUUAAAAUUCCCAUUUGUAUUUUAUUUUCUGGAAUACAUUGUUUCAUGGUUAUUUGUUUUAAAAAAAGAUUUUAAAAAUCAUUGCACUUUGGUCAGAAAAAUAAUAAAUAUAUCUUAUAAAUGUUUGAUUCCUUUCCUGCCUGCUUUGUUCAAUAAAGUCUGAGAGUCUGAAUGAUUUUCUUUCUUUAAAAAAUUAAAAAUUUGUUUUCUUUUUCUUUUUUUGUCCUGUCUAUCCCUAAAACUGAGUGAUACCUAAAGUUCUUCUUUUUUUAAAAUUAUGUUUAUGAAUGUUUAUGUACCAUGUGUAUGCCUGGUGCCUAUAAAAGUCAGAAGGUAUUGGAUUCCCUGCCAUUAGAGUUACAGAAAGUUGUGAGCUGCCAUGUGGAUGCUGGGACCAACCUUGAUCCUCUGCAAGAGUAGCAGAUGUUCUGCACUUGCUCUGAGUGAGCCAUCUCUUCACGUCUCUCCAGCCCUGUAUCUAAGGUUCUCUAUAGAGAGAUUUCUUCAAAUGUUCCUCAUCUUCAGCAUUUACGUUAUUUGGUACACAGGGUUAAAUAGAACACAGACUUUGCAUAAUUAGAUUUUAUAUUUAAAUUUAUCGGGAAGAGUAGGAACAUGUAAACAAUUUUUUUAUAAUACAUUGCUAUGUGUCUUACAAAAUUCACUUAUUAAUGAGACCAAUUUCAACAUACUUGUCAUUAGAAAACAAAGUAUCCCUCCAUACAGUACAUACUAUACAAUAGUGAUUGCCCACCACAACUGACAUUGGGUCUGCCUUGGCUCUUGGGUGAUUAUAGUGUGUGUCUAGUAUUUUAACCCAGUAAAGGAGAGGCUUUGUUGGUUAAUCACACAGCUAUGAAAUGAGGUGAGGGUACAGACUUGUGAGACUUCCUGUUCAUGCUAGAGAAGAAAUCUGUCAGCUGGGAAUGUAACUAUUCUUACUGAUGACCACGAGAACACCCUUUUGGGGUUUUGAGGGGACUAGGUGUUUUCCUUUAUCAAAUAUCUCCCUGGCAUUUGCAAAUGAACCAAAAAACACAUUUCUAAAUUAUGAGUACUUUUUUUGUUUGCUUUUUAAAUAGAAAACAUGUUCACAGUAUUGAGUUUUGGAGUUGAUUGAGAUACAUCUGACAUUGCUAGUAUAGUCAUUCCAUUUAUUAAAGACACAGUACUAAGAAGCUUUUGUGAUUCUUGAAGGACCUUACUUUGAGCAUUGCUGUAUCUUAAAAGUUAAUGUUAUUUCCGUGUAUUAGUGUUGAGUGUAUAUGAAUUAUUUAAUAAUCACAAUAAAUGUGCUGAUGCCUUUGCUGUC
This is a messenger RNA of Myodes glareolus (Bank vole), 2753 nucleotides long. The record is from RefSeq and is a predicted model, not a curated record. Lineage: Eukaryota; Metazoa; Chordata; Mammalia; Rodentia; Cricetidae.